UAUAUACUUAAUGCUAACGAAGUCAUAGGAGGGCUGGGGAGAUGUCCGCAGUUCGCCAGUCAUGUCUCCCACGCGACCGCCUAGCAUGCGCAAACGUCAGAGCAUGCAUAUUCUUGACCUAGAAGCUAAAAUCGACCAACUCGCUUCCGAAAAUCGUUAUUUACAGGACGCUGUCGACCAAAGCAUACCUAGUCAUCUAUCCAGCGGCGACAAUGUGGAUUUACAAGACAUGCUCAAAACCCGUGAUUUGCAAUUACAAGAAAAAGACGCCGAGAUUCAACAGAUUCGGUCUCUGCUUGAACCCCUGCAGCGAGAGAUUGCCAAACUUACAGAUGUGAACAACAAUCUUUCAGAAGUCAAUCGCAGCUUCACAGCAAACAACGAUAUCCCUUAUGCCACUCUGCAGAGCGAACAUGCAAAUGCUCGUAAACAAUUACAACACACGAGUCAGGAGCUCGAUGGCCUCAAGAAACAGCAUCGUGAGCUUAGUGACAACAUGGAAGACAUUGUACGACAAGAAAUUGCCAACGCCUUAGAGGACAAAAAUGCGGAGAUUCGAAAGCUGCGUGAAGAACUGAAUAUGGCCACUCAGCAGAUUCGACUGCUUCAAAGUGAGAUCCUCGCUUCCAGGGGAGAUAACUACCUAACAACACGCAACGAGGACUACUUCGAUACUUCGUGUCAGAGACUUUGCCAACAUGUCCAGCAAUGGGUCCUGCGCUUCUCCAAAUACUCUGACAACCGCAUGUGUCGUCUGACCUCCGACUUGACAGACGAGAAGAUUGCAGCUAGGCUCGACAAUGCUAUUCUGGACGGAUCCGACGUCGACAAGUUACUCGGAGAUCGUAUUCGUCGACGCGAUGUCUUCAUGUCUGUUGUUAUGACAAUGAUAUGGGAAUACGUGUUUACCAGAUACCUGUUCGGUAUGGAUAGAGAACAGCGACAGAAGCUCAAGGCAUUGGAGAAGAUAUUAUUCGAGACCGGCCCUCCACGCGCUGUCGCGCAAUGGAGAGCAAUUACCUUGACACUACUAUCUCAUCGACCUGCGUUUGCAACCCAGCGCAAUCUGGACACCGAGGCUGUAACUCAAGAGAUCUUCAGUGUCUUAUCUGCGCUACUCCCGCCUCCUGCUCAGCUUGAACCGCAGAUCUUGUCAUCACUGCGAAACGUACUUCGUCUAGCAGUCGAGCUAUCGAUUGAGAUGCGUUCGCAGAAAGCCGAGUACAUCAUGCUACCACCUCUGCAGCCAGAAUACGAUACCCACGGGGAUCUUGUCCGAAAGGUCCACUUCAACGCCGCUCUCAUGAACGAACGCUCAGGUGACUUCAACAGUAACGACGAACUUGAGCGCAGCCAAGCAGUCGUCAAAAUCGUGUUGUUCCCUCUUGUCGUAAAGAAGGGUGAUGAUUUUGGCGAAGGAGAAGAUGAGAUCGUGGUCUGUCCUGCUCAAGUACUCGUUGCCGGAUCGAAACAGGGGAAGAAAGUUGUGAGGGUCUUGAGCGGUGCUAUGGAUAUAGAUAAUCCGAGAACCAGCAAUCAUAGCAUUAUUUCGGGAUUGGAGAGUGGGAAUAUGAUUUGAGGAAGACAAUUGGAGGGAAGGAGAGGCUAAUGAGCACACACACCUAGUUUUCCGGGCCACACAUUCUUACGGGGGCAUGAUCAUGAUCACGAUUAUGACGAGGCGGUUUGACGGUC
This is a messenger RNA of Aureobasidium subglaciale EXF-2481, 1695 nucleotides long. RefSeq lists its product as uncharacterized. The record is from RefSeq and is a predicted model, not a curated record. Bases 62 to 1579 code for a protein of 505 amino acids. Lineage: Eukaryota; Fungi; Ascomycota; Dothideomycetes; Dothideales; Saccotheciaceae. The transcript has a single exon.